CCACGUCAUAAAUCCUCUCCAUCUCUACUAAUAUCUAUGGGUCUGACUGUGGAGUCAAUGUGAAUGUAGGCAUAAUAACAAUUCAGAUUAGGAGACAAUCACAAGGCCAGGUGGUAUAAAGUAAGCUAUAGUAGAGCUUAGCCCAAGUGUGUUAAUGGUUAUAAAAAGUCAGUGUUAUAUUUUACAAUUUGAUUCAACCGAACGAUGCGCUACAGCUGUCAAAAUCAGCUGUCACACUUGCGCUUAAUGUAGCCUAGCUAUCCACUGCGCUUUGUGGAACAAUAGGGCAUCUUCAUAACGUCAAAAACAUUACGGGCUGUAAAUAUUUUUGUUUUUGGUGCAUUAAAGCAGCGGGCUCCAUCUUUACGCGUGAGAAGAAAAACGUGAGCAUCUAACAUCUACUUGUGAGAGGUUGCCUAUAGUGCCUACCAGCCGUUCGGAUUUCGGCUGUCCAGCGAAAAUUCGAGCUCGGUAGGCUACUGAAUAGGGGACGAGGACGUAGGUUAAUCGUAGACUCAAACUCGUUGUCUCCGAAAAGCGUAUAGGGUCAGUUAAAUCCUGAUGAGUUCCAAGUAUAACUGCCAAAAAUGGCCGGUGAACAUCCCCCAUGCUACGUGCGCACGGCCACAGCUGCCGCGCGACAAUGCGGUAAACGGUAGAGGCUUUCAUUGGAUGUGAUGUGCAAUUUAACUAGACUAACUCAUUGCAAACGUGCCUGUGACGAUAAUGGUUAUUCACGGGAAUUAAUUGAAGGAUUUAGGCAUCACCAAGGUUACUGGCAAUGUAACCGAUACGGGGAUUAAUAUUACAGACAGGGGAGCUCAUUUACACCGGUACAGAGAUUUUCAGGAGCCUAAUGCUGACAGGAUUAAACCCUGUUCUAGUAUCAGAUGUGGAGGUAGGGCAGUGUUACAUGUAAGUUGGGCUCUUUCUGUGCAUUUUCAUUCAAUUUUAACUGUUUUAAGGCUCGUAAUGGUCAGGGAUCGUUUAGCAAACGGACUUUAUAUUCUCAAUCAUGUGUGGGCGUGAUGUAAUUUCCUCAGCGUGCACUUCGUCUUAAGGUGUAUAAGAUUCCCCGUCAUAGCAUCUAAACCAGUACAAGCAGUGAGGAUUUUGGAAACACACAAUUCACAUGGGCGAACCGAGGGUUCGGUUCUGGUUUGAUUGGACUCGGGCUCGCUGUCAAGACAACAGUGUUACUGAUCCAGAGAGAGAGAAACGAUGGGCCGAAUUAUUUGACCAAUUGGACCUAAAUAAAGACGGUCGGAUAGACCUGAAUGAACUGCGCACUGGACUAGCUGCUUGGGGUGUUCGUGGUGACGUGGAGGAGAUUGUGCGCGUCAGUGACACUAAUCACGAUGGCCAGUUGGACUUUGAGGAGUUCACCCAGUACCUUCUCGAGCAUGAGAAAGAGCUCCGGCUCAUGUUCCGCAACCUGGACCGUAACAACGAUGGUCACAUAGAUGUGGGGGAAAUACAGCUGUCCCUUCGCAACUUGGGAGUGGAUGUAUCCGUGGAGCAGGCCUCCCGAAUCCUCCAGAGCAUGGACAAGGAUGGCACCAUGACAAUUGACUGGAAAGAGUGGCGAGAUCACUUCCUAUUCAACCCCCUUCACAACCUAGAGGAAAUCGCUCAUCAUUGGAAGCAUGCUAUGAUGCUUGACAUCGGUGAGCACCUGACGGUCCCUGACGAGUUCUCGGAGCGGGAGCGGAGGUCGGGGUUGGUGUGGAGGCAGCUCAUGGCGGGGGCCAUGGCAGGAGCCGUCUCACGAACCGGCACAGCCCCACUGGACCGCCUCAAGGUGUUCCUGCAGGUGCAUGGCUCUAGUGGAGUGAGCCUGUGGAUAGGCCUGCGUGGCAUGGUCCAGGAGGGGGGUAUCAGGUCCCUAUGGAGGGGGAAUGGCAUUAACGUGCUCAAAAUAGCCCCAGAAUCAGCUAUCAAGUUUAUGGCCUAUGAACAGAUUAAAUGGGUCCUCAGAGGCUGUAGAGAGGGAGGCACGCUGAGGGUGCAGGAGAGGUUCUUAGCAGGUUCUCUGGCAGGGGCGACUGCCCAGACUAUCAUCUACCCUAUGGAGGUGCUAAAGACUCGGCUGACUCUGAGGAAAACGGGCCAGUACGCAGGCAUGGUGGACUGUGCCAAGCAGAUCCUUCAGAAGGAGGGAGUGCGGGCCUUCUACCGGGGCUACAUGCCCAACACUCUCGGCAUCAUUCCAUACGCUGGCAUCGAUCUGGCUGUCUAUGAGACCCUAAAGAACGCCUGGCUGCAGCGGUACUGCAAAGGCUCGGCUGACCCAGGGAUUCUGGUGCUGCUGGGAUGUGGCACAGUGUCCAGCACCUGCGGCCAGCUCGCCAGCUACCCACUGGCUCUGAUCCGCACGAGGAUGCAGGCCCAAGCCUCCACAGGGGGUGGGCCGCAGCUGUCAAUGGUGGGCCAGUUCAAGCACAUCGUGUCCCACGAGGGGGUCCCGGGCCUCUACCGCGGCAUCGCCCCCAACUUCCUCAAGGUCAUCCCUGCCGUCAGCAUCUCCUAUGUGGUGUACGAGCACAUGAAGAAAGUCCUCGGGGUCGGGUCGUAAGAACAAGAAGGGAAAGAGAGAGAGUGAUGGAGGAAGAGAGAAAGAUGGCAAAGGGGAGAUUCUGUGAGGUGGAAAAUGGGCCAAGAGUUGAAGAAUACAAGAGAAUACAUUCAGAUAAUGAAGAGAAACACAAACAGAGGAUGGCAACUCCAGCGGAAGGAUUCUGCAGUGAAUGGUCCAAAAAAACCUCUCUCCUAGUGUACAAAAGUGUCCCUCAUAGACCAUGUAAUCUUCAUUAGCCUCAACCCUCAUUGUUAGCUGGACCAGAAGCAAUAUCUGACGGCAGAGGAAUUUCAUGAAAAGCAUCUGGAGAAGGAGGAGUAUCCUGUACAUUUAUUGCAUGCUACAUAUAAUCAUAGCAUAGUUAGAAAAUGAUCAAGAAAUGCUAUGGAGCACAGAUGGAGGUUGAGUGAUGUAUUUUUACAAGAAUUUUAAUGCAGAUGUAUUUUAAUGCAGAUG
Alosa alosa (allis shad) is the source of this 3034-nucleotide messenger RNA. It is a transcript of the gene slc25a23b, whose product is annotated as solute carrier family 25 member 23b. Gene Ontology annotation, molecular function: calcium ion binding; ATP transmembrane transporter activity. Lineage: Eukaryota; Metazoa; Chordata; Actinopteri; Clupeiformes; Clupeidae. The transcript has 10 exons. Gene Ontology annotation, biological process: transmembrane transport. The record is from RefSeq and is a predicted model, not a curated record. The coding region runs from base 1133 to 2575 and encodes 480 amino acids.